AUGGCGCGAAUCGUGAUUUUUAUUUAUCUGUCGAUGUUUAUCUUUCUAAUGUCAAAUCUUGUGAGCCCGUCUUCAUCUUAUUCAGAAUCAAAACAGAAACUAGAGGUAAGACUGAAAAAUGCUACUAGGCACUAGUGAUCACCAAGUUAACUUAAUUUUCGUAGAGUUUUUACGGAGCGGAAUAUCCUUUCUUGUCCACAUGCAACAAAACCAUGCGCGGUCACCUUGUUCAGCGUAAUGAAUUUUAACUUCUUACCCCAGCACUGGGUAUGCAUAAGUUCUGGGUUAUAUUUACCAGUUUAAGCUAUUCAUGACAAACACUUUUCUAUUUGAAGUCUCACUUUUUAAUUGAAAUUGAUAGAUCCGUCACCAAACGACUUAUUUUAAGACAAAACUGUGGCCUGAAGUUGGUGCCAUAAAAACUGAUCCCCUCACUUUGUAACGGCCAUAUUCAGAAGCAAUCAAUUUACAAACAUGUGUAAUCAUUGUUUUAAAACCGAAAAUGUUCUACCCUUUCCUGAAAAAAAUGAGAUGUCAUAUCACAUCCCUACUUUCCUACCGAAAGGUCACCUUUCGGCGAUGAAGACUUUUCUCCAAUCAAGGGCAGUUGUAGACAGGUUACUGUAUUACUGAGUGCGUCCAUGGGAAAAUCUUAUCAAGACUUUUCCUUUUCCAUUUUAGAGAACUUUGUCAAAUGUCGACAUGGCUACAGCUGAUUUAAAGUCAUACAUAGGAAAGAGGGUUAAACACGCUAAAAUGAUGGAGAUGAACAAGAGAUUCACGGAUGGCGAUGAACCUGGAGAAGAGAGAAAAAGUAAGCUUAAAUAAAUCGUUUUUUCUGCCCCACGUGAAACAAAAAAAGGCGUGAAAUUUUACGGAGUUUAAGCAACCACGACAUUAUCGACAGCCGGUAUUGCAAAAAACGGUACUAAAAGCCCAUAAUUGUUAAGUAAAACAAUUCAGUCUUUCACAUCUGCGCGCAUGGUAUAUAUUUGGUGUAUUUUUCUAUGAGGAGGUGAAAGAGGUUUUUGCGUGAUCGAUACGGGAUGAAGUGUUUUUAAAUUUCGUGAAAGGCGAUAUACAAAAUAAAAUCCGUGAAAUACUGUCCUUUUACCCGGAAUUUUAAUCACCGUGCUGCGUUUGCUGCUUUUUAAUGUCCCUGAAACGUGCGUAGGAACCUCCCCCAAUUAUCCACUUUUCUAUUGCGUUCUGCAAAACAACAACAGCGUGAUCAAAUGAUUCAAUUCUAGGUUUCAAAGCAGUUUGUACAAACACAACUCUUCGUGAACUUAAAAUUCCUCAUCAGGAAACUUUUGAUUUAGUCUCAUCGCAUUCGAAAAUAAAACACGCAUUGAUUUUUAAAAAGGAAUGCCUAAUCAGGCUUUUUUCAAUUGACAUCUUCUUUGAAAUAUCUUUGUCAUGCGCUAUUAAAUCCUACGGUCACUGACGAAAAGCGGUUUAGUUUUGAAAGAAAAAUCAAGAAAGAAGAUAUUUUCUUUCUGAACAAAUUUUCGCAUUGUUUGUGAUUGGUUUAAUACAGCAAACCAUUAAGUAGCCGAAAUAAAAGAAAAUUAUAGUGUAAAUUAAAACUACCGCUUCUCCAUUAACGAAAGGCUUCCCAUUAAUUAAAUAAUUUCUUCAGCAUGCAACAUGUUUGUAUUAAGUGGUUUCGCAAAAAUGAAACCACACCAUGUUUCUGCGGAUAACUACCAAUUAUUGCAAACCAAUCAUCACCAAACUGAGAAAAGAUCCUCUGAACUUUUGAUAUUAGUGCCGAGCUUAAGCAAAGACGUUUUUUUAGGGACGCGGGUGUCAACCGGAAGUGGACUUUUUGCAUUCUUUGGCAGUAAUAGAGAGGUUAAGCAUCAUGUUUACGUCAAUUUGUACCACGUGACCAAGUUUCCCCUUUGCUUGUCGCCUACUGCUCAUUAUUUCUACACAUAAAUUAGUAGUUUCACCCAAUUUUUUAUCCAUAAGAAUUUUCCGAGCUGUUUUUAUCUGCUCAUUUUCUAUUUUGAAUAAUUCGGAACUUGAAUCUGACUUUUCCCAUUUGCCGUAUACGUGAAGCUUAAACUCUCUAUUUUCGCCCAAAAUUUUCGGGCUAAUCGCCUUUAAAAAAGAGCAAAGACACUUAGCAAUAAAAUUUGAUAGAGUCAAGGAAUAUUAUUAAGAGAAAGCUUUCAUUCGGCUGGUUGACGUGAGUUGCUCCCUAUUAAGAUCGACUACCGGACUGACUUAUUGGCAAAAAUUAAACAGCAACGAAAGACACUGUUUUGUAGCGUUUCAUUUGAAUUGUUACAAUUUAUUAGGACAGAUCUAAGUCGAGUAAGACUCCAGAAAAGCUAGAAUUCAUAUAAAAAUGAGCACUUUUAACCUUUUCACGUCUGGCUGUUGAUACAGGAGCUGUUAAACUGCCUAUGCAGCAUUGUCGCCCCUAUCCUACUAUUGUGAAAGUAGAAAAGCCAGGAGACCAAGAAAGGCUUUACUGGCCGAGCUUUGUGGAGUUACACCGCUGUGCCGGUGGAUGCUCUUCAGGUAGGUUAUUCUUUUUAUUGGAGAGAUAUUAGGUAUAGAGAGAUUAAGUAUUUCGUUCACCGGACGUAGUUUACUUCAAUUUGUACCACGAGACCAAAUUUUCCCUUUACUUGGCGUUUAAUGUUGAUUAUAUCCACAUAAAAGUUAGCCUGAAUUUCAGACAUUAUAUUCGUGUCGCCUACUCCCCCACUGGACGUCAUUAACGACCUGUCGAUUUAGAGGUUACUGAGGGAGCAAGCGAGUCAAGAUAGUGUCUAAAAUUCAGGCUAGACAAAAGUUAAAAUUUCGCGCCAGGUUCAUCACACAAGAAUUAUUUCAGACAUUUUUUGUCUGCUCAUUUACAAAUUUGAGAAAUUGCCAACUUGAAUCUGACGUUAACCAGUUGCUGUAAAAGUAAAAGUGAUUCUAAACCUCUCUAUUAAAAGCACCGUUUACUGCAAGCGGCAGAGAUGAGACCAUGUAUCAAUUGCGUCUCCAGUCCAUUUUUGGUUCACGCGAAGCUUAAGCACAAGACGCGAUGAUUACUGAUAAAAUUACUAUAAACCAACGCACAUAUAAAUGUAACUGACACGAAUUGCGCUCUGCUCUUUGAUCUUUCACAAAAUGACAUGCACUUUGUUUCCUUUUUUAGCGCUUCAGUGUACAGUGAAAAAACAAGAGGAGGUUACUAUCCUCGUCGAGGAUAUCAACAAUAACUUAAAAAAAGCCGAAAUUUCUCUAAGUAAUCAUACAGCCUGCAACUGUAGCUGCAAACAGGAGUGUAAUCGUGCGAAGCAAAGGUUCAGAAAGGAUACGUGUAGCUGCGAAUGCAUCGAAGAUGGAAGCCAUUGUAAUGAGAACGACAAUAAAAAGUGGAAUAAACGACUCUGCAAGUGCGAAUGUCUGCUGCGCCUUAAUUGUUGCUUGUCAGAAACAUGGAGUGAAUCUUCAUGCAAGUGCGAAGAGAAAGACCCAUCCAUCCCGGCGUUUUAA
This is a messenger RNA of Porites evermanni, 3507 nucleotides long. The record is from the annotation of a GenBank genome assembly. Lineage: Eukaryota; Metazoa; Cnidaria; Anthozoa; Scleractinia; Poritidae.